GAACAAAAGAGGAGGAGGAACUUCAUUCACAGAGCAACAACAAUGGGAAAUAGCUUAAGGUGCUGUUUGGCUUGCGUUCUUCCGUGUGGAGCUCUCGAUUUGAUCCGUAUAGUCCACCUGAACGGCUGCGUGGAGGAAAUCACGCGUCCAAUCACGGCAGGGGAAGUUCUCAAGGCCAAUCCAAACCACGUUUUGAGCAAGCCCAGUUCCCAAGGCGUGGUUCGCCGGAUUCUGAUCCUCUCGCCGGAGACUGAGCUAAAGAGAGGAAGCAUCUAUUUCUUGAUCCCCGCGGCGUCGCUGCCGCCGGAGAAGAGAAGGCACGUCAAGCAUGUGAGUGGCCGCACAAGUCAUAUUGAUAAUGAAAAGAACGAGGUUAACAACAAAGUGUGUUCCAAGAAGAGUAACAACGAUUUGUCGUCUUCACAACAAUGUGAUGACCAAGGCUCAGUAAUUUCUAAGGAGAAGAAAUGCUCGCGGCGGGAUCGCCGGAACGGGCGUGGUGGAUUGUGGCGGCCGCGGUUGGAGAGUAUCUCGGAAGAUUAGGUUUUUCUCUUUUUUGUUUGGUUUUUCCGGCGGCCGGUACCGGAAUCUUGAGUGGGACCGAAGAUGGUUCAAUACUUGAAUUGUUAAAAUGUAACAUGACCUUUUUUUCUAAAUGUACGAGUAUAUAUCUAAAUUUGUGGAUAUAGAAGAGUUACUUUCUGCAGUGCUA
Molecule: messenger RNA, 712 nt
Organism: Vigna umbellata (rice bean)
Lineage: Eukaryota; Viridiplantae; Streptophyta; Magnoliopsida; Fabales; Fabaceae
Source: RefSeq, a predicted model, not a curated record